GGUUUAAAAGCAGACAGAAGGACGAGGAGAACCAGACAGAGACAGCAAGAAGAAAGAAAACUCCUUUGUCUUGCAGCUGCUUCUUAUCUGGUCUGCAGAGAGAAACAUCUCUAACAUCUGAAAACAAUGGAGAACAUGAACGCAUCAUCAGUAUCUGAGGCCGGCAAGCCCAGCCCAGCUGAGCUCAAGCAGAAGGACAGCAGACAGUUUAAGAGCAAAGCUCCCAAACCUGGACAGAAAAGCUUCGACAGCGCUCUGCCGGGGCUGGACGGGCUGGACGAUGCUGCAGUGAUCUGCCCCUGGGAGGAGUUUGGUGACGUGGAGCUGAGCGACCUGGCUCAGUUUGGAACCGCCUAGAUCCCAGUCAGAGCUGGAAACCAGGAGAGGUUUUAAUCUGGAGGAGAGGAACGGGCUCUAGGCUGCCGGAGUCGUUUCACCGACCCGCCGCAGCAGUUGAGCCAUUGUUUGUUUUUUAUUCAUUUUUAUCUAUUUUUUCAGCCAAACUGCAAGUUCAGAAACCAUUUCACUCAAUCAUGUGAUUGUAAGGUUUGAUUUUAAUUGAUGACAAAAUUUGACCAGAUUUGUUGAAAUGACUUUAUUCUACUUUGAAAUCAAAACCUCACUCAUGUUUACCGUGUUAUAAUAACGAUGGAUCCAAGCUUUGCAAAUGUCUGUGUAAACAUGAAAAUUUGUACAAUAAAUCAUUUUUAUUAGUCUA
This is a messenger RNA of Poeciliopsis prolifica (blackstripe livebearer), 718 nucleotides long. Its product is annotated as retinal cone rhodopsin-sensitive cGMP 3',5'-cyclic phosphodiesterase subunit gamma-like. Gene Ontology annotation, cellular component: photoreceptor outer segment membrane. Lineage: Eukaryota; Metazoa; Chordata; Actinopteri; Cyprinodontiformes; Poeciliidae. Gene Ontology annotation, biological process: positive regulation of epidermal growth factor receptor signaling pathway; positive regulation of G protein-coupled receptor signaling pathway; visual perception. The transcript has 4 exons. Gene Ontology annotation, molecular function: cGMP binding; 3',5'-cyclic-nucleotide phosphodiesterase activity. The record is from RefSeq and is a predicted model, not a curated record. The coding region runs from base 127 to 357 and encodes 76 amino acids.